Messenger RNA from Nerophis lumbriciformis (worm pipefish), 3135 nucleotides. RefSeq names its product ankyrin repeat domain 13A (gene ankrd13a). Gene Ontology annotation, molecular function: protein binding. Gene Ontology annotation, cellular component: cytoplasm. The record is from RefSeq and is a predicted model, not a curated record. NCBI's taxonomy places the organism in Eukaryota, Metazoa, Chordata, Actinopteri, Syngnathiformes, Syngnathidae.
CUAGUCCAACCACUUCCUUGUUCAAACUUUUAUUUUGGGGAAGACUCGGGUAGAAGUCGGUGUCUGACUCUGACUGCUUCGACUUUGUUGUUCUGUGGGUGAAAUGUCAACGCCAUGACCGAUGUCGAUAGUGAAAGUCGGCUGGACGAGGACGUAGCUAUCACCGUGGCUGUCUCUAUACAAAGCUGCCCGUCGUUGCUGCCCCGAGGCUUCAAGUAAGAGGCAAGAUGUCCAUAGCUAGCGUUAGCCAAGACAUCCAGGUGGAGUUCCCGCUGCACUCCGCGGUGUGGGAGAAUGAUUACAGGCGGCUGGAGCAACACAUUAUUCUACCGCAGAUUGAUGUUGAGGCUGUGGAUCCGAGAGGUCGGACACCUCUACAUCUGGCAGUGUCGCUGGGACACAUGGAGUCAGUGAGAGUCCUCCUGAGACAUGGAGGGCAAGUUACGAAAGAAAACGCCAAGAAUUGGACAGUUCUGCAGGAAGCUGUCAGCACAGGAGACCCAGAAAUGGUUCAGUUAGUCCUUCAACGGAGAGAUUACCUAAAAGCCUCUACAGCUCUGGAAGGAGUACCUGAGCUUUUGUCAAAGAUCAGAGAGUCUCCAGACUUCUAUAUGGAAAUGAAGUGGGAAUUCACCAGUUGGAUCCCGCUUCUAUCCCGGGUUUGUCCAAGCGACGUGUGUCGCAUUUGGAAAAGUGGCGCUAGCUUGCGUGUGGAUUCUACUCUGCUAGGCUUUGAGAACAUGACCUGGAUCAGGGGGAGAAGAAGCUACAUUUUCAGAGGAGAUGAUUCAUGUGCAGAGUUGAUGGAGGUGAACCAUGAUGAACAAGUGGUGGACACUGAGCGUUUCAUCAUAUCUCAAGAGAGGGAGGACGUCACACUAGAAUCAAUGCAGCCAGCUGAACAGGAAGUGGCCAAAAGGUUGACGACUCCAAUUGUCAACACCUACUUGGAUACCAGAGACAUUGCUUUUGAAAGGAACAAGUCUGGGAUUUGGGGCUGGAGGACCGACAAAACUGAAGCAGUCAACGGAUUUGAUGCAAAGGUCUUCAGUGUGAACAACGUCAAUGUUGUUAUCAGGACAAGGACUGAACAUCUUACAGAUGAGGAGAAAGCAAGAAUAAAAAGUGAAAGGAACAUCCUGGAGUCACUGCUUGGGACGGUGGAACAGCACAUCAGCGCACAAGGGGACCUGACACUUGAAUACGCAACUGCCACCAACCCCACAGCCAUAACCCCAGAGGAAUAUUUCAAUUCCAAUUUUGACCUGGGGAACCGAGACAUCGGUCGACCGAUUGAGCUGAGCAUCCGAACACAGAAGUUUAAAGGUACAUUGUGGAUGAGCGAAGAGCAUCCCCUGUCCCUGGUGAAGCAGGUGACCCCCAUCAUUGACCUCAUGGCUCGGACCAGUUCGCAUUUUGCACGACUACGAGACUUUGUAACGCUGAAAUUCCCUCCUGGAUUCCCUGUGAAAAUUGAGAUUCCACUGUUUCACGUGCUGAACGCCAGGAUUACCUUUGGAAACGUUAACAAAUGCAGUACAGAAGAAGAAGCCAACACAACACCAGCUGCCACGCCGUCAUCCACAGGAGACGACGAGGACGAAGUGGCCAGCGUACUUCCAACAUUCCAGGUGUGUCCGUCGGUGUUUGUGGUGCCCGACAACUACCAGCGCAGGGGGGGCAGCCGUCACGCACCUGUGUCAAAUAACGACGAAGAGUUUUUGCAGUACGCCAUCCAUCAAAGUCUCCUGGAUUCCCACAAAGUUCCAAGCCAGGAGGAGACAUGGGACGAUACACACAGCGAACUCACUGAUGUCAUGGCCAACAGCCAGAGUGACAGGAGUAUCCCAGAGGGGGUGCUAGUGGACUUCGGCGACACCUCCAGCCCCACAAGCACCUUCUCCACCUCCAGCCCCGACUCGGACCUCCACCUGGCCAUGGAGCUGUCGGCGCGGGCUCAGGAGCAAGACGAGCGGCUGAGGAAGCAGGAGGAAGAGGAGCUGGAGAAGAUUUUGCAGUUGUCGCUUACUGAGAAGUAGAAGGAUGAACGAGGGGAACGGGAACAAGAUCCAGAAGCAACCACCUCACCUCACUUUCAACUCCCAGUCAUCUAUGCAACUGCAGAGGUUUCCCUUUAACUACGCAUUCUUACUCUACUUUUAAAGGGUGUUUUUAUGUAAACACUAACUCUCUGUCUUCCAGCCAUUGUUCUCUGAGGUGUUUUUAAUGGCAGUCACAUCAAAUAUUGGUCUUAAGGCAGCUCACAAGAAUGUAAUAAAAUAAAAAAGACUACUUCAGGUGACUCCACAUGAGUUGGCACUCCAGUUUAACUCUUGAAGUGCCAGAGCACUGUAUUUAAUGUUCCCUUCCCUUGGCAUGUCUAAUACGAAAUCAGCGAUCCAAUGGCUGGAGUGGAAUAUUAAUGUUCCUACUUUGCAUAGGGCCAUGAAGGGUUUUACACCAGAAGGCUUUUCCAUGGAAUAACAAAUCUCAGGGUUCCAGUUUUACACAACUCUCUCUUUCCUGGAAGUAGGUUUUAAACAACGUCACAUAUCAUCCUGCUUCACUCAUGGCUUCAGUUUAAAGUUCAUGCAGGAUUCUUGUGCUUUUUCAGAAGACUAAGAGGAUCACUGCAGCAAUUGUAAAUAUUCUGCUUUUCUUUGGGUGGAAUUUGUACGACUUUUUUUUUUCUCCCUCUUCCGCUUGAGAAAAUACCUGCAACAAUCCUGUGCAAAGUGUUGCAGUCUGUUCAUGAUCCUAAAGGCGAUUAUUCUUAACCUCCUGUAGCCACAAACAUCUGUAAACCUCAGAUUGUUGUUUUUUUUGUGCCAACAGACUUUGUAGAAAGUUAAGAUAUUGCCACUUAAAACUUUAUCAAGUUUUUUUGAUUCUGAGUUACAUCCAAGCAUACUCGGUGAUGCUCAAUUAACCACUGUACUUAUUUUACUUACUACAAAUCUCAGUAAUCCCUCUUUUUUUUGUUUGUUGCCAAACUGGUUAAUACUGGGACUUUUUUUUCAAUAUAAAAAAGGGCCAACUUUGCUUCAUUUAUCUGAGAUGUACUGUAUGUAACAACCCAAGUGAGCCGCAACUUUUUCCCCCCUAAAAAAUAAAGCACUUUAUUUCCAUAAGGAC